Nannospalax galili (Upper Galilee mountains blind mole rat) is the source of this 6272-nucleotide messenger RNA. It is a transcript of the gene Usp36, whose product is annotated as ubiquitin specific peptidase 36. The transcript is spliced from 21 exons. The record is from RefSeq and is a predicted model, not a curated record. The coding region runs from base 353 to 3697 and encodes 1114 amino acids. Gene Ontology annotation, biological process: regulation of apoptotic process; protein deubiquitination. Gene Ontology annotation, cellular component: cytosol; nucleus. NCBI's taxonomy places the organism in Eukaryota, Metazoa, Chordata, Mammalia, Rodentia, Spalacidae. Gene Ontology annotation, molecular function: cysteine-type endopeptidase activity; cysteine-type deubiquitinase activity.
UGUGCGGCGCCGGAGGCCCGGAUGGUGCGCUUGCGGCCCGGCCCCGAGCGGACGCCUGCGCUGCGCCGGCCUUCCGUGAGUCGCCAGAGCCGGGGAGACCGAGGUCGUGCGUUGCACCGUGGGGCAGCUUCCUCUGGCCUGCGGGGCGGCGCUCCGGGGGACCGGGCGUGUGUCCUCGAGAGGCGGCCAGGGACCCUGGGAGGACAGGAGGUGUCAACACCUCUGGACAGCACACUGAACAGGCUAAAGUCUAGGGAGCACCUGGCAGAUUAGAUCCACCUCUCCCUUGAGAAGCACAUUCCCUACCACAGGGAGGAAGCAACAGCCAGGCUCAGCACCCCAGUGAUGCACGAUGCCAAUAGUCGAUAAGCUGAAGGAGGCUCUGAAGCCUGGCCGCAAGGACUCAGUUGAGGAUGGGGAUCUGGGCAAGCUGCUGGCAGCCUCUGCCAAGAAGGUCCUUUUGCAGAGGAUUGAGUUCGAGCCAGCCAGCAAGAGCUUCUCCUACCAGCUGGAGUCCUUAAAGAGCAAAUAUGUGCUGCUGAACCCCAGGACUGAGGGAGCCAGCCGCCAUAAGAGCGGAGAUGAACUGCAGGCCAGGAAACCAGGCACUGAGCGUGCGUCUGGAAGCGGAGGCGACGGAGUCCCAGCCCCACAGAAAGUGCUCUUCCCUACCGAGCAACUGUCUCUGAGGUGGGAGCGUGUUUUCCGCGUGGGUGCUGGGCUGCACAACCUGGGGAACACGUGUUUCCUGAACUCCACCAUUCAGUGCUUGACUUACACACCACCGCUGGCCAACUACCUGCUCUCCAAGGAGCACGCAAGGAGCUGUCACCAAGGAAGCUUCUGCAUGCUAUGUGUCAUGCAGAACCAUAUCGUCCAGGCCUUUGCCAACAGUGGCAAUGCAAUCAAGCCCAUCUCCUUCAUCAGAGACCUGAAAAAGAUUGCCCGGCACUUCCGCUUCGGGAACCAAGAGGAUGCACACGAGUUCCUCCGCUACACCAUCGAUGCCAUGCAGAAGGCCUGCUUGAACGGCUAUGCCAAGUUGGAUCGGCAGACUCAGGCUACUACGCUGGUGCAUCAGAUCUUUGGAGGCUAUCUCAGAUCCCGAGUGAAGUGCUCCGUGUGCAAGAGCGUCUCAGACACCUAUGACCCUUACUUGGACAUAGCACUGGAGAUUCGGCAAGCUGCAAAUAUUGUGCGCGCCCUGGAGCUCUUCGUGAAAUCAGAUGUCCUGAGUGGAGAAAAUGCCUAUAUGUGUGCUAAAUGCAAGAAGAAGGUUCCAGCCAGCAAGCGCUUCACCAUCCACAGAACAUCCAAUGUCUUAACCCUGUCCCUCAAGCGCUUUGCCAACUUCAGUGGCGGGAAGAUCACCAAAGAUGUUGGCUAUCCUGAGUUCCUGAACAUCCGUCCAUACAUGUCGCAGAGCAAUGGUGACCCUGUCACGUACGGGCUCUAUGCUGUCCUGGUGCACUCAGGCUACAGCUGCCAUGCUGGCCACUACUACUGCUAUGUGAAGGCCAGCAAUGGACAGUGGUACCAGAUGAACGACUCCUUGGUCCAUCCCAGCAAUGCUAAGGUGGUUCUGAACCAGCAGGCCUACGUUCUCUUCUACCUGCGGGUUCCAAGCUCAAAGAAAAGCCCUGAGGGCCCUAUCUCCCGGGCAGGCCCCACCAUUCCUAGCCGUCCCAGUGUUAUUCCAGAUCACCCCAAGAAGAUCCCUGGCAACGGGGUGGCUUCCUCCCCACUGAUGGCAAAGCGACAAGACUCUGUACUGAUGAAAAAGUUGCAGACCCCUGAGGAGGUCGGUGUGCCUGUGUCCAGGAAUGGCUCCAUGCCAGGCCUGAAGUCACAGAACGGAUAUGUUCCUGCAAAGGCAUCCAUGGGGUCCCCUUCCCCCAAGUUCACUCCGACCCCCAAGCUCACCCCGACACCCACAUACAUGCCGGCCCUCCUGGAGGAGCCUGGGAAGAAGGUGAAGAAGCUGGCUUCCCCGCAUUCUCUCACCUCAUCCCUCCAUGCUUCUCAGGGCUCACCUGGGACCCGUGAAUCCAGGAGCCAACGGCCUAGCUCCUGGGAGAGCAGGGACAGUGUCCUCUCUACCUCGCCAAAGCUCCUGGCUAAAGCCAUUGCUAAUGGGCACAAGCUGAAGGGGGAAGGCAGUGAUGUGGACCCGGAGAAGGGGCCUUCCAACAGCUCCAGCCCCGAGCACUCCGCCAGCAGCGUCCCUGCCAAGGCCCCGCAGACACCCGAGGGCAGAGCUGCCCAUUUCUGUGAUUCUCAGGGAACAAACUCUCCAACGGCUGGCCACUCCAAAGUGCUGCCAAAUGGAACAGAUCCCAAGAUGGCGAAGCUGAAAUCCCCUGCCCUAGGUAGCACCACCACGACCGAGCCCACAAGCCUCAUGUCUCCUCCGCCAGCCAAAAAGCUGGCCCUGUCAGCCAAGAAGGCCAGCACCCUGCGGAGGGCGAUCGGCAAUGACCUCCGUUCACCUCCCCCCUCUCCAUUCUCCGACCUCACCUACCCCAUGAAAGCCACUCACCCCAUCGUUGCCUCCACUCAGCCUGUCAGUAAAAUCAGGGCUGUGUCAUCUGCUCCCCAACCAUCUACCUUCCCGAAGCAUCCUGUCAGCCCCCAUUCUGCAUCACUGUCCAGUAGUAGUCCCAAGCCCCCAGGGACAUCAGAGCCACAGAGCCACUAUUCUGCCUGGACUCCCUUGCCUCAGGUCAACAGGGACUUAACGUCCUCUUUACACCAGCUGCCAGAGGCCACUGAGGCCCUGCAGAGCCCCUCCAAGAAAAGGAAAAAGACCCCUAAUAGAGACCCCCAGAGACUGGGCAUCGACACACGCCUCCCACGUUGCCUGACGGGAGCAGCUGCAUCGUCCCUCAGGAAGAAGAAGAAGAAGAAGAAGAACAAGAAGUGGUGCCUGGAGGAUGUGGCCGUGGCCCCCUGGCAGGAGGACCAGGCCCAGGGCCAACCUUGGAGUCCUAGGAGCAGGAAGGAGGAGGGCACACAGCCUCAGGUGAAUGGCCAUCAAGUGAGUCAUGUCCUGGACAGCCACCACGUGAGCAUCAGGAAGAGGAGGAGGAGGAAGGGAUCAGAGGCACUCAGCAAAGAAGCCACUUUGUCCCGGGACCCACCUCGGCACAGCUGCUCCUCUGCACACCACUCUGAGUCCGAGACCUGGACACAGUCUCCAAGGAAAAAGAAGAGGAAAAAUAGAAAGCACGAAUCACAGCAAGAGGAAGGAGAGAAUGAGCACUCAGAAGGCCAGAGGAGCCCACUGCCCGGUGCCGCUACGGUCAUCGAGUGGAGCGUGAACGGCCAACUUCCUGGUGACCGCCUGGGAUUGGGACAGGCUCCUCUGGUGCCCUGGAACAGAGAGCAAGAAGCCAACGUGGUCCAGGAGUUGCUCCAGUUCUCCUCUGAUAAGGCUUAUGGGAGAAAAGUUUUGACCUGGGAUGGUGAACUGUCAGCAGUCAGUCAGGAUGCCAUCAGAGACAGCAGAUUGGCCCGAACCCAGACCGUGGUCGACGAUUGGGAUGAAGAGUUUGAUCGAGGGAAGGAAAAGAAAAUGAAAAAGUUCAAGAGAGAGAAGAGGAGAAACUUCAAUGCCUUCCAGAAGCUUCAGAGUAGACGCAACUUCUGGUCUGUGACUCACCCAGCUAAGGUCACCAGCCUCAGCUAUCGACGCUGAGCUUGGUGCAGUUGUUGAAGAAAGACCAGUGUGCCUAUGCCAUGGCCUCCCAGAGUUGUCACAUCACGUCCUAGGAACUGUCCAUCUGGAUCGGAGGAACGGCCUUGUGCAGACUCCAUUGCCAUCACCUUCAGGCCGCUGCACUGUGAGCCUGCUGGAGGGUCCUCCUGGUGCCACUGUCCACAGAUGACCCAGUGUAGAAACCUUGGGACUUCUGCAGCUCAGGUGGCAUUCCCAGUGAACUCCACAGGAGAAAGCCUGGCCUGUGGUGCCACGCAGAGCUGACAGCAGCCCACAGGACAUCCCGAAAGGCCAAGCAUUCUCAUGGUUGUAGACAGUGGGGUCUAGGUGGGAAAAGCCUCUGCUCCUGGUCUGGGGCUGUCAAGAGACAGCACGGGGUGGGGCCCGAGCCUCUCGAGGUACCCUUUACUCAGGAUGGCAGACAUGUGGUGGGUGGCUUUUUGUGAGCCGUCCUUUGCUCUCCUAAGGUUGCACUGUCCAGUGUUCCCCCUUGGUGGGGCCUCUGUAUAACUCCUGUCAGCUGCAGAAAGGAAGAAGCCUGUGUGGACUGCGCUGCUGCCUCCCCUCCCCCAGUGCAGUUCCUCGAAAGAACCCGACACUUUCUAGAAAGCAAAGCUCUUUGGGGUGGGGGAACCCUUGAAAUAUGUCCAAUGCCUCUGCUUCUAAGGCUGCUAGCUCUGCCGGGGACUGUCACAGCUUCCCCUGCAGCUGCGGUAACCUGGGGUCUCUAUUACGGCGGUGGUCUUUGGAGAUGAAGUCUCCGUUAUUUUACUACUUACUAUAAAACAUUUAUUUUUGACCAGGCCUGUGGCUUCCGGUAGCAAUAUGUUUCCCUAAUAUGCAAAUACUGGCUUCACUUGCUCAGUUUUGUGAGUGCUUUGGAAUCUGGAAGAGCGUAGGGCUCGAGCAGACUCCCUUUUUUAUCUUGCCCAAGCUGUGUCCGCAGACUUAGAAUAAUGACCAGGGAUUCCUCCGUGAAGGUGCUUUUGAAAGGAGGCAGCACCCAGGAGGUGGAGGGUGGGGAAGGUUCUUCCUCAGGGGGUACCACCUCCCCUCCCCUCCCCGGAGUCCUAGGGCUGCUUUGGGCCUCUGGGCGCCCACUGCCCUCAUCGUCGCCCUGUAACCUCUGCUCAGCUCUCCUGCCCAGGGCCUCGCUCGAUAGUGGUGUAUGAAAAAGGGCUGCAUUCUCUGGAGGGGAAGAUCGUGCAAGUUUAUGUGUGUGUCUCCUGGGUUUCCUUUCUGUUUGGUCUUUCCCUUUAACAACCAUGGGAAGGACCAGCAUUUCUGUGGCCCAGUCCACUGACUGCUUCUCCCAGCAGAAUGGGCCUUGGUGUGGGCUGGUUUCUGAGUGUGUGUGAGUAGGUCUGGUGUCAGUGGUGUGGCCUUACCAGUGGCCAUCUUGGCGUCAUCUUGGGCAGAAGGUGGGCAGGCACCUUUGUGGGUGGCUUUUCCUUUCUCCUGAGCUAUUGACCCUUGUCUCUGUAUGAACUGUUGACCCUUGUCUCUGUAUGAACUGUUUCCAUGACCACAUUUUUCCUGUGAUGUUCUCAAGUUGAAAAUUCGCAUUGUCUGCCAGCAUAGAGUCUUUCUGUUUUCUCCAAACCGAUCUCUUCCUCUCUGCUGGACUUCAUUAUAAAGCCCUUUCCUGGGGAGUACGUAUGCACAGCCUCUCGGGCAGUUGUCAGUGCUCGCCUCACUGCCUGGCUUUUGGCAGCCUUUGUCACCAUUGGGUAAAGGCAAGCCCUUCCCUUCCUCAGAAACCAUUAGCCAAACAGGGAUGGCACAGAAUAAGGCCCCCAAAUGGUCAUGUUCUCGGUGACGUGUACACACACACAUAACUAAACCCUUUCUGGUGGCUGUCAUUUGGUUGGGUCCAUUCGGUUUUAGCUCUGGCUGGUCAGUGAGGUGAUGGGCCUGUGUGCAGAGGGCUGCCUCCCUGGAGUCCCCGUCCUCUCCCACUUGCCUGUUUAGGGGCCGUUCUCGUCCAGUCUGUGUUGCCACACCUGUGUGUGCAGGGUUCCCACACUGCACUUCCUUUGGGGCUCAGGAGCCCCAGAUAUUGCCACGAUCUUGGUGCAAUAAAGUAAUGUGGUUUUGUCUCACACCUUUAGUCCCGGUACUCAGGAGGCAGAGGCAGGCGGAUCUCUGAGAUGGAGGCCAGCUUGGUCUAUCUAGUGACUUCUAGGCUGGCUGGGACUAGGGAGACCCUGUCAAAACAACAACAACAAAAAUUUGGUUCUGUGUUUGCCUUCUCUUGGUUUUUAAAAAGGCGUCCUGACGAAUCCCAGUCCACUUCCCCAGGUCGGGUGGAAGCUCAUCUGUGCUGCUCAAAGGUGCCUGCCCACACCUGGGAGAGGGGUGCCUGCCCUUCCAGCUACUCAGGAGCUGAGACGGGAGAGUUGCUUGAGCCCAGGAGAUGGGGGCCAGCUUGGGCAAUAUAGUGAGACCCCUUCUCAGAAAAAGUUAUUUUUUUUAAAUAAAAAGUUUAAAGAGAUGUAUUUAAACUUAUUCCAUACUGUAUUUAAAGUCAAAAAUAAAAAAAAAGACUCCUGAA